Onychostoma macrolepis is the source of this 2031-nucleotide messenger RNA. RefSeq names its product secreted phosphoprotein 2 (gene spp2). The transcript has 6 exons. Gene Ontology annotation, biological process: bone remodeling. Gene Ontology annotation, cellular component: extracellular region. NCBI's taxonomy places the organism in Eukaryota, Metazoa, Chordata, Actinopteri, Cypriniformes, Cyprinidae. The coding region runs from base 73 to 657 and encodes 194 amino acids. The record is from RefSeq and is a predicted model, not a curated record.
GAGGAGAGUUAAAAGAGCCAUAACAGUUAAAAACGGGACUGUUCGGUAGUAAGAGCGUCCAGUCUGAUUGACAUGAAAAUGAGGUGCUGUGUUUUUCUCUUUCUGCUCCUGCAGGUUUUGGGAGGUUUAGGCUUUCCUCUGUUUGAGCUCAGCUCAAAAGCAGACGAUGCUUUGCAUAUGGCGCUCAAUCAGAUUAAUGCACGCAUUGCCAGGAAUCACCUCUACAGAGUGUCCAAGGCAUCUGUAAAGAGGAUUGUUCCUCUGGGAACGAACACAUUUGAUCUGCAUCUGAGGUUUGGCAUUAGGGAGACGGAGUGUCAGAAGAGCUCUGGGGUCGAUCCUCAGGGCUGUAUGUACCGCAAAGGCUUUUUUGUGUUGGAGGCAGGGUGCUAUAUCAGAGCCAGAGUGAGUCAAGACGUCACUCGUAUCAUCUCUCUCAGAUGCACAAAGGCCGACAGCUCGAGCUCUGAGUCCAGUGAGGAGGGGGGGUUAGGAUUAUACUACGAUUUAAAUCAUUUUGAGACUAGAGACCGCACACCUUCAACUUCAGCACCAAGUAUUAACAUGGCUCCACCAAUACGUGCGGGUCAUCGUGGCAACAAUGAAAACAGCCACGUUCGUGGAGACAAUUUUGACAAUCACCUGCCAUAUCACUGACUUGCUGGAUGAAAUCACAUGAAGACUCUUCAUACAAACAUUAAGGUGCUACAAACAAAGCUAAAUGAAAAGACUACUGUACUAAGGACCAAUAACUGCAGCCUCCACUGAAACAUGAAACAAGUAAGAGUAUGCACUGUAAGAGAUGCGAAUACGAAUAGAAACCUGCUGGCAUUAACCUCCACAAGAAACCCAAUAAAAACAGAAACAUGGAUGAUAUCAGCAUGUAUAAUUUCAUUUUAAAUUACACAUUUUGCAGAGGGAUAUGAAUGGAUCAUGACCGGAUACUUUAAUAAUUUAAUAUCAACUUUAGUUAGUCACUUCUCAACAACCUGAAAAGUUUCAUGAUAUUGUAAAUACAUUCAAUAAACAAAUUCUUCAAAAUGAAAUGUGGACAUGAGUUAAUUGUUUGUACAUAUGCCAAGUGCCUCUUAUAGGUGCUCACUGUAAGAUUCUGAAGUUGCAUGUCAUGUCUGAAUGGAGAAAAUAAGCCAGAAUCCUUCAGCAAGUAAAACCUACAGGGGAAUUGAACUUCCUAAUGGCCUCUUUUUAUAAGAUGAGAAUAUUUUGAUCCACAUGUUCUAGAAUCUUAAGGCAUGGCUGUAUUCAUGAGCCAAUAAUACAGGUUAUAAUACAGGAUAUAAGAUAAAUCUAUGUGAAUAAUGAUUGUGUCAUUCAGUCACAUGACUUAAAAGUCCAUCUCUUCAUAGGUGAACAAUUUGUAAAAGUCAGCUUGAACGUUCAUCAGAGGAAGUAAGGACCAACAAGGAACAGCAAGGCAGUCAUUUGUUUUACCUAGACAAAGAUACUGCAGCAAAUGAGAAUAUCUACAAUUUAAACAGGUCUAAUAAAAAAAAAAGAAAAAAAAAAGAAAACAUUCCACAGUCUCACAGAUCUAGACAUUGGGUCAACUCCCUGAACAACAAGUCCUUCAUGUUACAGUUUUGACAAAUACAACUAAAACGCACUUAGUGGCUCAAAGAACAAUGGUGAUCAAGAUCCAUUCUAGAUGCAUCUAUUGAGCACUGGAUCUGCCACAUAAAUGGUUAAAGUUAUGCCAAACUAAUAUACCAGCCAAACACACUGUCUAAUUCAACCUACCCAUCUAAAACUCCUCAAACAACAAUAACCAUCCAACCAUUUAAAAACCUUCAGUCUGAAAUAACAAAAUCUCUUCAGAUUAUUAAAUAAUCGAUAAUAUAAAAACAAUAUAAAAUCAAAAUUAAAAAUCCCACCCAACUCCAAAGUUCAAAAUGUUUGUCUUCCCAAAAAUCAAUAAGAUUAAUAGUUUAAUGUAGUUUUGUCUUCCAUGCAGUACCAAGUGUUGAAGUGGAAUCACUCAGUUGUUUGGAACUGGAACUGAUGCACUGAGGC